Messenger RNA from Eutrema salsugineum, 1104 nucleotides. RefSeq names its product Golgi SNAP receptor complex member 1-2. The transcript is spliced from 6 exons. The coding region runs from base 208 to 927 and encodes 239 amino acids. Gene Ontology annotation, molecular function: SNAP receptor activity. Lineage: Eukaryota; Viridiplantae; Streptophyta; Magnoliopsida; Brassicales; Brassicaceae. Gene Ontology annotation, biological process: endoplasmic reticulum to Golgi vesicle-mediated transport; vesicle fusion. The record is from RefSeq and is a predicted model, not a curated record. Gene Ontology annotation, cellular component: cis-Golgi network; SNARE complex; Golgi membrane.
UUGGUUUCGGCCCGAAGAAGCGGAGGAGGGAAGAGCGAUCCCCUCGUCGUCGCUGCUUAAUUGAAUCCUUCAGUUUGAGUUUUAUAAUCACAGAUCGUUCGCUUUGGCUAUCUGAGAACGGGAAGGCUCCGGCAUUGGCUCACGGCGGAGCUGGAGAGUUACCGGUGAACGGAGACGCUUACUGAUCUGAAUUGGUGAAGAUUAGAAAUGACAGAAUCGAGUCUGGAUCUGCAGGAAUCAGGUUGGGAGGAACUUCGGAGGGAAGCUCGUAAAAUAGAAGGCGAUCUAGAUGUUAAGCUCUCUUCUUACGCUAAGCUUGGCGCCAGGUUCACCCAAGGAGGGUAUGUUGACGCUGGGUCUCCAACCGUUGGAUCUGGAAGAUCAUGGAAGUCCAUGGAGAUGGAAAUUCAAUCGUUGCUUGAGAAGUUGUUGGACAUUAAUGAUUCCAUGAGUAGAUGUGCUGCAUCUGCCGCACCCACAACAUCGGUUACGCAAAAGCUUGCAAGGCACAGGGAUAUACUUCAUGAAUAUACCCAGGACUUUCGAAGAAUAAAAGGAAAUAUAAACUCGAUGAGAGAACAUGCUGAGCUUUUGAGUUCUGUCAGGGAUGACAUAAGUGAAUACAAGGCUUCUGGUAGUAUGUCACCAGGUGUGCAAGUCUUAAGGGAGAGAGCUUCGAUCCAUGGAAGUAUAUCCCAUAUUGAUGAAGUCAUUGGUCAAGCUCAAGCGACAAGAGCAGUUCUUGGCUCUCAGCGAUCUCUGUUUUCAGAUGUUCAAGGGAAAGUAAAAAAUCUCGGAGACAAAUUCCCAGUGAUUCGUGGCUUACUUGGCUCAAUUAGAAGGAGACGUUCUCGGGACACACUUAUCCUCUCCGCUGUCAUCGCUGCUUGUACGCUGUUUUUAAUCAUCUACUGGCUCUCUAAAUAAACAGUUUGUUCAUACACCAAAACUAUAAAAAAACGAGCUUCCCUCAGCAUCCUUAGAUCGAUUUUUCCAAGUUUUUUUCUUCUUGCUUUUGUAGUUUGCCAUUUUGUUGGGUUAUGUGUUUGUAGGAUAUAAAUAUAAUGGUACACCAUGAAUCUUAAAACAAAGCUUAAAAAAAAA